AUGGUUGAGAUAAUAAACUGUAAGGUAGUACCAGGUGAUCACGUGACCAACCAACACCGAUUGGUUGUGAUGGAUUUGAACAUCAAGGUAUCCCGAGUGCAUAGCACACCGAAACCUGGACCUAAGAAGAUCAAAUUGCAUAGAUUGAAGGAUCAGAAGAAAGGAGAGUUCAAAAAGAGAGUACUCGGGCUAAUUAGCCAAAGAAAUGAAGAUCUAAACUCCUGGUGGAAUGAAACAGCGGAAUUUGUGAUACGUGCAGGAAAAGAGAUUUUAGGAGAAUCUAGUGGAAAGAUCUGGAAAGAUAAAGAAACUUGGGGGUUCAGUGAUGAAGUACAACGGGCAAUAGCAGAAAAGAAAGAGGCCAAGAAGAAAUGGGAAAUCUCCCUAGCCGAGAGAGAUAAAGAAGAAUAUAAGACCAAGAAUAAAGUAGCAAAGAGGGCAGUGGCAAUAGCUAAUAGCAGGGCUUACGAUCAGUUGUAUGAAGAUCUAGACAGCAAGGAAGGACAGAAGAUAAGGAAUAAAAGCAAAAAGAUAUCGUACACAUUAAGCAAAUGA
Molecule: messenger RNA, 555 nt
Organism: Penaeus indicus
Lineage: Eukaryota; Metazoa; Arthropoda; Malacostraca; Decapoda; Penaeidae
Exons: 1
Coding region: 1-555 (184 amino acids)
Source: RefSeq, a predicted model, not a curated record